AUGGGAAAUUCUGAUUUAAUCAUUCGGCAAGCCCAUGGUAAGUGGGAAACUCGAGACAUCAAAAUCAUCCCAUACAGUCAAUAUAUGGAAGAUCUCAACAAACGGUUCAAGUCCUCCAAGUUCAAGUAUAUCCCUCGAUUCCACAAUGAGUUAGCUGAUGCACUAGCUACUUUGGCCUACUCGAGUAAUGUUCAUAUUGACCCACUAGAAAUCCAAGUUCAAGAAAGGCAUGGUUAUUGUAACACAAUUGAAAUGGAGCGAGAUGUUCAACGAUGGUAUCAUAAUAUCAAAAGUUUUUUAAAAACAAAAGAAUAUCCCGAGCAGGCCGAUGGAGAUCAAAAAAGAAAUAUCAAAAGGCUUGCAAGCAAUUUCUUUUUUAGUGGAGAGGUCCUAUACAAAAGAACUCCAGAUCUGAAUCUUUUGAGGUGCGUAGAUUCUCGAAAAGCUGAAAAGAUCAUGAACAAAGUGCAUUCGGGAGUAUGCGGGCCUCAUAUGAACGGGUAUGUCCUUGCAAAGAAAAUCCUCUAG
Molecule: messenger RNA, 528 nt
Organism: Nicotiana tabacum (common tobacco)
Lineage: Eukaryota; Viridiplantae; Streptophyta; Magnoliopsida; Solanales; Solanaceae
Source: RefSeq, a predicted model, not a curated record